UACUUCCAAAUCUGUUAUUAGAGUUAACCCCCCUUGUAUUAAAAUGGUUGGAAAUGCAAACAUCGAUCUGCUUAUUAGCAACAAAUCGCCUGUUUAAACUUUCUUUUACCGACAAGCAAAAUCAUUUUCAAAGUUGAAGUUGUUAACGCAGUGAUAGAAUCAACAGUUUGCCAUGACAGUUUAGGAAUCAGGUCAUCAUGUAAAACCCGCAAUCAUUUUAACUGUCCAUCAUUACCAUACAAUAAAGAUGGAGGGCAGAUUGAGGAAAAUAGUUGGUGUGGUUCUACUCUACUGGGUAACGUCUAUAUCCAUCGUAUUUUUGAACAAGCACCUGCUCAGUGGUCGAUUUGGAAAACAUGAUUUAUCCAUCUUUGUUGCCUGGUUUCAGUGUCUCGUAUCAGUGGUUGUUUUAUUAAUAGCUAAAUCUGCGACACGUUACGUCAGUAUUCCGUCAUUAGACCUGGGUAUUUUGUUGAACAGCAACGUAUUAUUAUUAUCAAUCAAUUUUGUGGCAUCAUUGACGUUAAACAAUCUGAUGUUAAAACAUGUUGCCGUCGCAUUUUAUCAAAUAGCUCGUUCGUUUACACUCAUAUUCACGAUCAUACUUUCUGUGUUUAUGUUGAAAAAGAGCAUAAAAUGUCUGACAUUGUUCUCGUGUUUUCUAGUAAUUUGUGGAUUUUUUGUGAGUGUGGAAGAAGAAGAACAAUCCGGGACGUUAUCCAUCUGGGGAAUUAUUUACGGAAUUUUGUCCAGUUUAUCCGCAGCAUUCUGUGCCAUCUAUUUUAGGAAAGUGGAUGAAGUAAUGAACGGAAGUCCGAUUAAGAUAGCGUAUUAUAAUAACGUUAACAGUUUCUUUAUAUUUUUACCAUUAGUAAUUAGUACAAAUCAACUAACCUACGUGUUUAGUUCAGACAUUAUUUAUGAUUAUUUUUUCUGGUUGUAUCUAUUUUUGUCUGGAUUAAUGAGUUUAACGAUUGGAUGGGCGAGUGCUUUACAGAUUCAAUACACAUCUCCUGUCACUCAUCACAUCAGUAUCAACGCCAAGUCUGUCGCUCAAACCCUUCUAGCCAUAAUGUAUUACAGAGAGGUGAAGACAUUCUGGUGGUGGGUAGGAAAUAUGUUAGUUAUGUUAGGAAUAAUGUCAUACGCAUUCUUUAAAAUGAAAGAAGAGGACAAAUCCAUUCCAAAGAGUUUCACUAAAAAGCCUCUGGAAAAAGCAGCCAUCUUUUGAUCAAAUAGCCAUGAUGAAGUUGUACAUAUGAAGAGUUUAUUUGUAAUAUGAAUCUCUUAAAUUAUUGUAUUGGCCUUAGAUGAUUCUCAUUGACGUGAAUUCUGUGAACCAAAUAAAUUAGCCUUUAACUAGUAUACUCUACUCUAACAUCUCCCUGUAUCACUAAUACACUAUACUCUAACGUUUAAUACACUCUACUCUAACAUCUCCCUGUAUCACUAAUACACUAUACUCUAACGUUUAAUACACUCUACACUAACAUCUUCCUGUAUCACUAAUACACUAUACUCUAACGUUUAAUACACACGACUCUAACAUCUCCUUGUCUCACUAAUACACUAUACUCUAACAUUUAAUACACACUACUCUAACAUCUCCCUGUAUCACUAAUACACUAUACUCUAACGUUUAAUACACUCUACUCUAACAUCUCCCUGUAUCACUAAUACACUAUACUCUAACGUUUAAUACACACUACUCUAACAUCUCCUUGUCUCACUAAUACACUAUACUCUAACGUUUAAUACACUAUAGUACAUUAUACUCUAACCUCUCCCUUAUACACUAUACUCUAACCCCUUAAUGCCUAAUAUACCAGUCUGAGAUUCUUAGCCCAUGGCUUCACUAUAGCAAUGAUGUUCACUUUUUAAAAUUGUCGUCGCCCUUGUCCGGCCGUCCGUUCACAUUUUGUUUGUGGAUGCUCUACAGAUCACAAUUUUUAUCCGAUUUUGACGAAACUUGAAAUGUGUGUUUGUAUCCCAAAGAUCUCGUUUCCUUGCGAUAUUGACACAUAUUGGGCCAUAACAUCCUGGGUUAUUUCCCCUGAUUGUAUGAAAAAUCCUGUUUUUUAACGUGUUCUCUGUUCAUCUCUUGCAAUAUGUGGGCGUAUGUUUCGUUGCCUGGCAACAGCUUUUUUUUGGUUGGCUCUCCCUUCUUUUUAAAAAUUACGAAAUCUUCACUGGGCUACUGUAGAGUACAUGAAAAAUUGAUCCAGUAAUUAAUUAAGUUUAAAUUUAGACUAAUAAAGUGGUAAAAACUGUUUUGACACCAGGUGUUUGUACUACAUUGGUUUUAUUAACUCAUUCAAACGGCUACAAAGGAAAACAUAAAAUCGAUUGAUUCUUUUCUACUGGUGGAUUAGUUCUAUUGACACAGCUGGUCCAUUACUUUCUAUUGUUACGUAUCUAUGAAUAAAUGAUUGAAACAUAUUUGGAAUUUAACUGGGUUAAAAUUAACGGGGUCAAUAAUAAUUGGCUCAGUUAAAUAUACCUAACUGUUAAAAUUAUGAAAUGAAAUCUGUGGGUUGAUCUGAUAAUGUUUUUAUUGGUGAUCAGAUUACAAGAUUACAUUUUUAUAGGCUCAUAUUACAGUGUGAUAUAUAAUAAUAAAUAGAAUACAAUAUCUACAAUACAUCCUUUUAUCAGAAUUAAAACUUGUUAUUCAUUAAAAUAUAUGUGGAACAGUUUCUUUUAAAGAUGAGGGGGGUGGAUGGCUGAAUGGUAGCUCGUGUCAUUGAGUCGACUGGCGUGGUUUCGAAUCCCCGGUUGUACGUGGCAAGGAGUAGGGUCGCCUGUCCAACUUCGUGGGUUUUCUCCAGGUCCUCCGGUUUCCUCCCACUGCUAAAGACCCAUACGCGCAAGCGAAUUAUGUAAAUGAAAUUAAAACCAUAUGUUAGUCCCGAAAUGACCUAGUUUGUGUCGAGUGGACAUCAAACCCCAUUUCUCUCUCUCUCUCUUUUUAAAGAUGAAUAAGGCCAAAAACAUUAAGAUUUUGUUAAGAUUAUUCUUAUUAUUAUUAUUUUUUUUUUCCACUUGAGCAUAUCUCAGAAACUACUUGUCGGAUCAAUUCGAUGUCUUCGGUUUUACUGGGAUUACUGACUUAGAGACUUACUGACUUAGAGAUUAAAGCUAUUUCGAACGUUCUGCGACUAUGCGAAAUGUCCGAAAUGCCAAAGUUGUCGUUUUUUGAAAUAUUGCAGUAAUAUUAACAAUAAUCGUCGGAUUUUAACAUUGGAUACAUUUUGACAUAGUCUGAGACAGGGCACAUGGCUACGGUAGUUUAGAUUUUUGAUUUUCGACGAAUCUUCGGAGAUAUUAGGCGCCAAAUUUUGACAAAAAACUUUUUUAUUAAUGAAUAAUUUUUUACGGCAUUUUACCCAGGGUUGAGGGGUCGUCUGAUUUGAUAAAAAAUGUGAACAUUUUUUGUCUCGAUAAUUUUUUUUGCCGCUAUUGGCUAAUUCAGUUUAUCGGUUCUAGGUUAAUUAUUUAUUGCCCGAUUUUUAUAAAACAAAGUUCAUAUGCUCCAUGGUGCAAAUUCUCAAUUUUUUUAUUAUCGGUAAAGUUUUUUAUCGGUAGCGGAUGUGACGCAAUUUUGCUAAAAACUCCAAUUUUGUCGAGUCGGAAUGUCUUUUCACUAGCAAAUGUUAAUUUUUGCAAAUCUGAUAGAUCAAGAUAAAUGCCCCUACAAAAGGCGCACAAAAUGUCGGACUCACUUUUUUUAAUUUUGGUUUUGUAUUUGCGCCAUUUCGAUUUAAAGGUGAAAAAAGGUGUAAAAAUGAGCUAUUUACAACCCAUUCAGGCUUUUCAUAUUUCAAAAUAUUUCUUCGCAACUUUCAUAAACUUGUAGCAUUAAUCCAUACGAAGAGAAUCUAUCUCAAAAUUAGUUUGUAAUAUGAGUAUUUGCCGAGAAAUGGUCAAUUUUGCAUGAGUCACUUUUUACGCUAUUUUGCUUGUAAAAGAGCCUAUUAUUAUUGGAUUUUCAUAAAAAUGACACCAUUUGAUGCGUAAUGUCAAUUUUGACUAGUUCAAACCAAUUUAACAUUUUCAAUGUCGCCGGAAAUGGCGCCAUUUGGGCAAAAAUGUAUUUAUAGCCCUCAAAACAGAUAUUUUAUUCAAACGAGUCUGGUUUGUAAUGUUUUCAAAAUUAUGAUAUUUGAUUCCAAUCAACUAAUAGAAUAAACCCAUACGAUCAUAUUGAUAUCACAACAUGUUUUCUAACUUGUUCAGUUGUGGAGAAAUAGGCGAUUUUCAGCAGGUCACUUUUCAAAGUUUUUGGUCCAUAAAAGUGGCAAUUAUUAUUCGAUUUUCAUAAAAAUUUCACUGUGUGAUACCUAACGCCAUUUAUGAUUUCAUACAAGUAAUUUAGUUUUUUCAUUUUCACCGGAAGUACCGUCAGUUUGUCAAAAACUGUAUUUUUAGCCUCUAAAAAAGUAAUUGUUUGAAGUAAGCGAUAUUCAUUGUUGGUGUAAAAUUAUGAUAUUUGAUUCCUAUGGACAAAUAGUAUCAAUCAAUACGAUCAUAUUGAUAUCACAAAAUAGUUUCUAACACUUUCCCUUGCCGAGAAAUAACCAAUUUUGUCAGGAUCACUUUUUAAGAUUUUUUGCAUAUUAAUUUCAGUGUAUGGGUUCUGGGUUAAUUAUUUAUUGCCUUAUUUGUGUAAAAGAAAAGCCCACCUGGUGCAAAUUCUCAACUUACUUCUACAUAUAAAAGUUUCUGACGGCACCGGAAGUGAUGUAAUUUUGGCCAAAACUUCAAUUUUGAUGUGUCGAAAGGUCUUUUAAAAGCAAAUAUUAAUGUUUACAAAUCUAAUAGAUCAAGAUGAAUGCUCAUACUAAAGACGCAAAACAGAUAUUUUAUUCAAACGAGUCUGGUUUGUAAUGUUUUCAAAAUUAUGAUAUUUGAUUCCAAUCAACUAAUAGAAUAAACCCAUACGAUCAUAUUGAUAUCACAACAUGUUUUCUAACUUGUUCAGUUGUGGAGAAAUAGGCGAUUUUCAGCAGGUCACUUUUCAAAGUUUUUGGUCCAUAAAAGUGGCAAUUAUUAUUCGAUUUUCAUAAAAAUUUCACUGUGUGAUACCUAACGCCAUUUAUGAUUUCAUACAAGUAAUUUAGUUUUUUCAUUAUCACCGGAAGUACCGUCAGUUUGUCAAAAACUGUAUUUUUAGCCUCUAAAAAAGUAAUUGUUUGAAGUAAGCGAUAUUCAUUGUUGGUGUAAAAUUAUGAUAUUUGAUUCCUAUGGACAAAUAGUAUCAAUCAAUACGAUCAUAUUGAUAUCACAAAAUAGUUUCUAACACCUUCCCUUGCCGAGAAAUAACCAAUUUUGUCAGGAUCACUUUUUAAGAUUUUUUGCAUAUUAAUUUCAGUGUAUGGGUUCUGGGUUAAUUAUUUAUUGCCUUAUUUGUGUAAAAGAAAAGCCCACCUGGUGCAAAUUCUCAACUUACUUCUACAUAUAAAAGUUUCUGACGGCACCGGAAGUGAUGUAAUUUUGGCCAAAACUUCAAUUUUGAUGUGUCGAAAGGUCUUUUAAAAGCAAAUAUUAAUGUUUACAAAUCUAAUAGAUCAAGAUGAAUGCUCAUACUAAAGACGCAAAAUAUGUCUUGCUUUGUUUUGUUUUUUUUAUUUCGGUUUUGCAUUUGCAUCAUUUUGAUUUAAAGCUGAAAAAAGGUGUAAAAAUGAGCUAUUUACAAUGAAUGCAUUCAGAUUUUUCAUUUCUUACAAUAUUUCUUGACAACUUUCACGAACCUGUAGCAUUAAUCCAUACGAUGACAAUUUAUGUCAAAAUUAGUUUGUAAUAUUAGCAGUUGCCGAGAAAUAGGCAAUUUUGCAUGGGUCACUUUUCACAUUAUUUUGCCUGUAAAAGAGUUAAUUAUAAUCCGAUUUUCUUUUUUUUUUCACCAUAUGAUGCCUAAUGCCAUUUUUGACUGGGUGGAUCCAAUUAUACAUUUUCAGUGUCACCUGAAAUGGCGUCAUAUGGGCAAAAACUGUAUUUAUAGCCUUCAAAACAGAUAUUUUUUUUAGAUAAGUCUGAUUUGUAAUGUUUUUAAAUUUAUGAUCAUUGAUUGCAAUUAACAAAUAGAAUGAAUCAAUACGAUCAUACAGAUACCACAAAAUGGUUCCUAACUUUUACGGUUGCAGAGAAAUAGACGAUUUUCUACAAGUCACUUUUCAAGGUUUUUGGUCUAUAAAAGUGUCAAUUAUUAUUUGAUUUUCAUAAAAUUUUCACCAUUUGAUGCCUGAUGCCAUUUAUGAUUUCAUGGAACUAAUUUAACAUUUUCAUUAUCACCGGAAGUAAUAUCGUUUUGGCAAAAACUUUAUUUUUAGCCUUCAAAACAAAUAUUUUUUUAAGUGAGUUAUAUUUAUUAUUCGUUUAACAUUAUGACAUUUGAUUCCAAUGGAGAUAUAGAUUGGAUCAAUACGAUCAUAUAGAUGUCCAAAAAUUGCUUCUACCAUCUUUCUUUGUCGAGAAAUAACCAAUUUUGCCAGGAUCCCUUUUUAAGACUUUUUUUCACAUUUUAAGUUCCCAUUAGAUAGUCAGUUAACUUAGUGGUAAGUUAGUAAUAAAUUUUGUCAGGAUCACAUUUUUGACAUAUCUAACGCAUGGUAACAAAUGUAUAAAUGGAAUUGAUAUUGCUGGAUUUGGUUGAUUCUGCGUCCAUUCCUUAACACGUGUGCAAUACUAACGUUGAAAUCUGUUUAGCGGUUUCAUUGGUACCGAAUGUGACAUAAGUUCAUGGGUAACGAGGCACCGGAAGUGACAUAAGUUCAAGGGUAACAUGGCACCAGUGAAACCCGUCAUUACUGCGUCGCAGUUCUAGUUUAUUAUAAUGAGUUUAUUGAACAAUGAUUUAAAUAUGUACCAUGAUAUUGUUUGUUUUGUCAGCUAAUUAUAUUUUCAAUAAUUUAUUGUAUAUAAUGAUGUAGAUAUGAUAAUAAUAAUAAUAAUAAUGUUGCACAGUAUCCAUAACUAAUAGUUAGAUAAAGCGUGCAUACUGAUUAUCUGUCAGUUCAUUUAGGCCAUACAAAAAAAUAUUCCGGUUCUCCAACAAUCAAGGAACAAAUUUGAUGAAAUGACUUCAACCAGCCCCAGGGACCCACAGACUCGGUAACUACAUGAUGUAGAUACGAUUAAACAAGACCCCAACACGCUCUCAACACGACCAACAAGGCCUUAACAUGCUCUCAACCCGACCAACAAGGCCCCAACACGCUCUGAACACGACCAACUUAGACCCCAACACGCUCUGAACACGACCAACAAGACCCCAACAUGCUCUCAACACGACCAACAAGACCUUAACACAACCGAACGCGAUCAAAAUAAAAAAUGUGACCUCUAGAGGGUCCACAAGCAAAAAACUGUAUUGUUUGUACAAUCACUAGACAUAAUCAAGAAGUUACGAUCCAAUGUGCGUGAAUUUUUGUCUGAUUUUGAUGAAACAGAAAAUUUAUAUGUUAUAUCCCGAAGAUCUUGGUUCCUUUUGAUAUUCACGCAUAUCGGAUCGUAAAAUCCAGAAAUAUGGCCCCUAAUUGUACAAAAAAUACAGUUUUUAGCUUGUGGACCCUCUAAAUGUCGCAAUUUUUAUCCGAUUGUACAAAACGUUUAUAUAUAUCAGUGUUACAACCUAAUGACGGGUGAGUUUGAAUUUCAAGAAAAUGAGACCAAAACUACCCAACAAAAUGGAUGAUCCUUGUACACAAAUAGUGUAAAAGUAUUUAAUAUCAAACUUAAAAUAUAUGUUUAAAUGCCAUAGAUUUCAAUUCCUUUUGAUAUUUGUGCAUACCGGACUAUAACUUCCUGGAUUAUGUCCCCUAAUUGUACGAAAAAUUGCUUCUUGUUAGUUUGUUUUUUUUGUCAAUCUCUUGCAAGAUGUGGGCGUAAAUGUAUCUUGCAUGGCAGCCGCUUGUUUUAAACAAAAAUAUGUCUUGCGUCGUUUUUGGAAUAUUUGUUUUAAAUGGAUUUAUUUGUACCGACUACAUAAUCUAAAUGAUAAGAUGUCACAUGUGUAUGACUAGAGAAUUUAAAGAACCAUUAGUGAUAACAAAGGUCUUCGAUGAUGGGUAAAGAAAUAAUGUUUGAUUUGGGUGUGAUUUGAAUACACAGUUCAAUCAUAUUAGAUUUAUAUAAAUUUGAUAAACGUUUGCGAAUCUGUGAUAAUACUUUGUGAACAAAUCAUUAUUGAGGAAUCAAACAUCACUUCGAGCUUUACUGAAAGAUACAUUAUAUAAGAUUUAGACCCAGAGCUGGCCAUUCUUGCUAUAAUAGAUCAAAAAUAGAUAAUCCAAAAUAAAAUAUUGAAAAUUUAAUUCAAAUUACUCUAUUGUGAGCAAAGAUAUUAGCCAUCGAUGGUUGGAUAAGAUGUGUGCAUAGUGGAAACCAGGGCACUGGUAUAUUCGAGACUUAGCCUGGCUUUCCCAUUUAUAAAUUAAAUUUUUAAAUGGCAAACUGUUCUAAUCUAGUUAAGUAGUAGUUAUUAGCACACUUUCCGAGGUGUAUCGGUGAAUAUCAGGACAGUUUUGGUCGAGUGGCCCAGCCGAGGCGGCUCCCGACCAAAUUUGUCCUGAUAUUCACCGAUACACCGAGGAAAGGUGCUAAUAAGUUACUUACAUCACAUUUCUAUCGAGUAUUGUGAAGCAAAAUGUGAAAAAUAGUAUUUAUUAUCGAGUCGUUUCCACCGAAAAGUGACAAAUACUUUCUGCUCUUUCAUUUAUCCCUUUCUGAGCCUCACGUUACAUUUCAUGGUAAAAUGAUUUCGCAGCGGAGAGACGACCUGAGUAGUAUUUACACGUGCGUCUUGCUAUGAUACUCUGAGCGUAAAACAAUCACGUGUUUGUUUAGACCACAUUGUCAAAACAACUUGUCUAUGGCAUAGAGGACUGCGAUAUUAUUAAAUGUAGUGUAAAGGAAAUGCGAAACGUGGGUCAUUCCUGGUGAAAGUAUGCAUCGGCGGAUGGUUCUCCCGUUGAAAUUUAUUUGUAAUAAAGUUUAUGACUUUCUAGGCGUUUUUUUUUCAUCCUGCUUAUUUUCAAUGCCUGUGAAGUGUCCAGCAAGAGAACUGCGCCUUCUAUCAUCACAAUUAAUUAAAAUAAUUAUUCAAUAUUCUAAUUUAUAUAUUUUGCAUAUUAAUAUAAAUCAAACCAAAUUAUGAAAUAGAUACCAAUUGAUAUGUAUAAUAAUUGAUUUUUGUAAUAUGUUGUUAUGUUAAUUUAAUGUCAUUGUAUAUGUUUUUGAACUGCCAUGUAGUUCCAACCGGUUUGUUUUGUUACUAUGAUUUUGACUAGUUGUUUCAUGUACAUUAUUCUUGUGCAUUGUAUAGAGCCAUUAUCAAUUGCGAUUUGGCUGGGUCGGACGUUUCCGUUACUUAUUGCUUGAUAGGUAUCUAAUACAGUGUUUCCGCUACUUAUAUAGGUAUCUAAUACAGUAUAAAAGUAUCCGUGUAUCAGAAUUGAUCAGUACUCUUUCUGUAUAUUUCUGAUACACGGAUACUUUAAAGCAAGUAUUGAAAAUAAACAGGACAGUUUUAUCAAAAGUUGCCAGUGGCAACGAGUAGAAGUGGGAUGUAAAAUCUUGGAUAUCUGAUGGCAUUGAGAGUUGAUUAUGGUCUUGUUUUGUUAAUAAAUGUCUACUUAAUAGUUUAUAUAACAUUUCAGGCCUAAAGAAAGACCUGCAAUAGGCAGAUUUAGCACUUACAUAAUGUAUGUUUAAAUUUGUUACUAGCGAUACAUGUUAUGAAGAUGUGAUAUUUAUAAAGUAACAUUCCAAUUAUUUCCUUAUUUUAUAGUAUGCCUGUAUAAAGUAACAUGACAGAUGGCCUGACAAGGACAACUGUCUAGUCGUUCGGAUGGGACAAAAAACAAGGCCCCAUAUACGCGUAUUGGUGUGCACGUAAACGAUCCCUUGGCAGAUGGAAUUCGAUAUAAGAGUAGGCCAUAGUGCUGCUGUCCGGUCCUGUGUCUACAAUUAGCAGCAUGUUCAAAAUUGGAAAUAAGAAUUAGAGUAGGCCUUGGUGCAUAAAAUUAUGCUUUUUAUUUUGCGAUAUUAAAAAAUAUAGGAAUAGAUUUUAAACAAAUUUACACAAUUUUUUUUAAAAAAAUCAAAAUGCAAACAAACUGUUUUAGGUGGAAUACUGUAUGGGCUGACUGCACUAGUCGGGGUAGGGUUUGAAUUGACAGUAUGGGCUGAAUCCACUAUUAAGGGUAGGGUUAGAAUUGACAGUAUGGGCUGACUCCACUAGUUGGGGUAGGGUUAGAAUUGACAGUAUGGGCUGACUCCACUAGUUGGGGUAGGGUUAGAAUUGACAGUAUGGGCUGACUCCACUAGUUGGGGUAGGGUUAGAAUUGACAGUAUGGGCUGAAUCCACUAUUCAGGGUAGGGUUAGAAUUGACAGUAUGGGCUGACACCACUAGUUGGGGUAGGGUUAGAAUUGACAGUAUGGGCUGAAUCCACUAUUCAGGGUAGGGUUAGAAUUGACAGUAUGGGCUGACUCCACUAGUUGGGGUAGGGUUUGAAUUGACAGUAUGGGCUGACUCCACUAUUCAGGGUAGGGUUAGAAUUGACAGUAUGGGCUGACUCCACUAGUUGGGGUAGGGUUUGAAUUGACAGUAUGGGCUGACUCCACUAGUUGGGGUAGGGUUUGAAUUGACAGUAUGGGCUAACUCCACUAGUCGGGGUAGGGUUUGAAUUGACAGUAUGGGCUAACUCCACUAGUCGGGGUAGGGUUUGAAUUGACAGUAUGGGCUAACUCCACUAGUCGGGGUAGGGUUUGAAUUGACAGUAUGGGCUAACUCCACUAGUCGGGGUAGGGUUUGAAUUGACAGUAUGGGCUAACUCCACUAGUCGGGGUAGGGUUUGAAUUGACAGUAUGAGGACCUAGGUUGGGUCAGCAGUUAUUGGAGUAUGAUGUAGAUGGCCCUGUGUUGUAGAGAUUAGUAAUAAUUUGGUCAUAGAUUAUAAAAUUAUAGAUAAUUAUAGAUAAAAUUAAAUUUUAUUGCCUUUAUUUUUUUGUAUUUAGCACAAUAAUAAUAAAUAACUGUUUAACUUGUUUAUUGAAUAAUGUUCAGUUGAUGUAUCUUUACAUAAAAUUAUAUCAAAAUA
Patella vulgata (common limpet) is the source of this 11100-nucleotide messenger RNA. Its product is annotated as GDP-fucose transporter 1. Gene Ontology annotation, molecular function: antiporter activity. The transcript is spliced from 3 exons. The coding region runs from base 248 to 1231 and encodes 327 amino acids. Gene Ontology annotation, cellular component: Golgi apparatus. Gene Ontology annotation, biological process: GDP-fucose import into Golgi lumen; protein O-linked glycosylation via fucose. The record is from RefSeq and is a predicted model, not a curated record. Lineage: Eukaryota; Metazoa; Mollusca; Gastropoda; Patellidae.